Podospora bellae-mahoneyi is the source of this 444-nucleotide messenger RNA. RefSeq lists its product as uncharacterized. Bases 211 to 444 code for a protein of 77 amino acids. NCBI's taxonomy places the organism in Eukaryota, Fungi, Ascomycota, Sordariomycetes, Sordariales, Podosporaceae. The record is from RefSeq and is a predicted model, not a curated record. The transcript is spliced from 3 exons.
AAAAGAGAACGGAACUCAGCAAAACAAAGGGCUUGGUGGGACGGUCCGGAAUGUCGAUGCAGGGAAACGGCCGUCGAUUCGUCCUCAAGGCUCCGAGAAACAAACAAUAUUUGACCAAGGGAAGCUUCGAUAUUGGCGGUCCGGCUCCGAGAGAGAACAAAGAUACGGAAUCACAAUUGUGUUGUUGGUUGUGGUGGUUGCUACUUUGCAAUGCUGCGCGCUUCGCACCAGAUAAUCAAAUUGACCUCACAUCGCGUCUAUCUCGACAGUUUCGCAACAACCGCCGCACCACUGCCUAAGGUUACGCUUGUGAGUUGUCCGUGGUUCCCCAUGCCAGAGGCCGAGAACCAAUGGAUACUCCAACCUCCUGCGGAUGCCCUCAUCAACUCCACGAACAUGUUUGCACUGCCUACUGGAAACACCGACUACAUCACAGAGAAAUAG